UGAGAGCGGAGCAAAGCGCAAGUGCCCGGAUGUUAGCUGUCCAGAGAAAGACGAACGGGAAAGACACGGGAGAGGCGGAGGGGAGACACGGACACACCGGUAGAGGGACAGCUAGCCUCUAACCUGCGGUCAAACCUACACAGCUCAGUCACUUUUUAACCAAGAAAGAGUAAGCUUUAUUUUUAAACCGAAAAGGAACCGGAGGGGACAGUUAACUUUGACUAACCUGGACUGCUUUGCUCAACAGGACAGCCGUGUCUGAAAUCCCCGGUUUUGACCUGGAAUCUGCUGAGGCGCUUGGGCUCCAAGCUGAAGGAGCUUCCGCGCUUGCCCCCAAUUUUUGCCCAAUCUCCAUUUGCUCCAUCCACCAUGACCUCGGAGCUGGAGAGCAGUUUAACCUCCAUGGACUGGCUGCCACAGCUGACCAUGCGAGCAGCCAUCCAAAAAGCUGAUGCCCAGGGUGCCCAUGGGCCAGGCAUGGCUAAGAAGAGUGCCCUGCUGGACCCCAACACUACGCUGGACCAGGAGGAGGUUCAGCAGCACAAAGAUGGAAAGCCUCCAUACAGCUAUGCCAGCCUCAUCACAUUUGCCAUCAACAGCUCACCAAAAAAGAAAAUGACCCUGAGUGAAAUCUAUCAGUGGAUCUGUGACAAUUUCCCUUACUACAGGGAAGCAGGCAGUGGCUGGAAGAAUUCUAUACGGCACAAUCUUUCAUUGAACAAGUGUUUUCUCAAAGUGCCUCGGUCCAAAGAUGACCCAGGAAAGGGUUCGUACUGGGCAAUCGAUACAAAUCCAAAGGAGGACACGUUGCCCACCCGGCCCAAGAAGAGGCCACGGUCUGGAGAACGGGCGUCCACACCCUACAGUCUGGAGUCUGAUUCCCUGGGAAUGGACUGCAUCAUUUCUGGAAGUGCCUCUCCGACAUUGGCAAUCAACACUGUGACUAACAAGGUGGCGUUAUAUAACCCAGACCAAGAUGGGAGUGAUAGCCCUAGAAGCAGCCUUAAUAACAGCCUGUCUGACCAGAGCCUGGCCUCAGUCAAUCUGAACAGUGUGGGCAGUGUGCACAGCUACACCCCGGUAACAAGUCACCCAGAGCCAGUGUCCCAGUCUAUGAGCCUGCAGCAGGCCCCCCAGCCCCAGUACAGCAUCCCUGAGCGAGACAAGCAGCUCCUCUUCUCUGACUUUGAAGAUCUCAGUGCCUCGUUCCGCAGCCUUUACAAGUCUGUAUUUGAACAGUCUUUCAGCCAACAGGGUCUGAUGGGGAUGCCAUCGGAGUCUUCCCAGCAAAGCCACACCUCUUGCUCCUACCAGCACUCCCCAAGCAGCGCCAUCAGUACCCACCCACACAGCAGUCAGAACAGUAUCACCAACUCCCAUCCCAACAGCAUCCCCAACAGCGGUGCGCAGGUGCCCCUGUCGCACCCGUCUCACUCUGCCCACAGUUCUCCCCACACACAGCACCUCUCUCAGCACGGGCCACACACUCACACCCAACAUGGCCAGCACCCACACUCAGCACACACUCAACACCAGGCUCACACUCAACACACCCAGCACUCACAGCACUCCCAACACGCACAGCACUCCCAACACGCACAGCACUCCCAACACACACAGCACUCCCAACAUACUCAACACUCACAGCAGCCCCAACAGCACCAGAAUCUCUCCCACCAGCCCCAUCCAGCCCAGCAACAGAUGCCCUGCAGCACUGGUUUACCCAGUGACUGGUAUCCCAAUCUGGAUGCACUGAAGGAAAGUUGUCGCAUUGCUAGCAGCUACAACUGGGCAGAUGUGGACCUCUCACCUUUUCAAGGAUUGAGAGAGAGCAUGAGACAGGCCGAGCUGAAUAACUGGUCUCUGGAGCCAACUCAGAUUGUGGACCUCUGUUCCUCCAUCAACCAGUUCUUUGCCCGCACUGGAGUCAUUCAGCCACAAGGGGCAGUGCAGCCACCCGUAUGCCAUGCUGCCAUGCAUCCCUCCAAGCCUAGCCAACACAUAAAUACAGGAAAUAUGUACAUGGACUCAAGACAGAGCAUGACCUCCAUGAUGGGUCCUCCAGGUUAUCCCCACAUGCCCCCCAUGAAUAGCACAGCCAACACCAUGACUGGUCAUCAUGCACAAAUGAACCAACAGCACAUGAUGUCUACUGGAAGCUUUCCAAUUCGCCGCAUGCCUGCUGAUGACAUCCAGGACGACUUUGACUGGGAUUCCAUUGUCUAGCCCCAUCCCUAUAUGAGAAAGGUGGUGCAGGAAAAAUAAGAGAGUCACUUGGAAGAAGAAAAGAGUGUGUAUGUGUGCGAGAGAGGGCUAGUCCCAAGAUAUCUGCAUGCCCCAAUGUGGGAAGCAGUUUGGAACAGGAUGCGCUUCAAAAUGUGCAGGUGUCGGUAAUAUGAGCUGAAAGAGACUCUUGUUGUCCUGGUGUUUUAGGAAAUUAAAACAAAAACAAACAAAAAGUAACUCUGAAGACAAUCACAUUUACUAGGAAAUGUUUAAGUGAUUGAUUUUAUACUUGUCCAAAGGACAAAACUCAUGUUCAUGUUAAAUAUAAAACCCCUUUUUUCAUCCCUUUCUCUGUGCUGCGAGAAACUCGACUCAGUCUCCUAACUCCCUUUCUCCAAGUCAGCUAUUUGGCCAAGCUCUUCCCUCCCCUUUUGUGUGUGGGAUUUUUUUAUUAUUAUUAUCAUUAUUAUAUUUUUUUUUUAUGAUUUUGUGUGAAAUGUUUAGCUUGUUCUUUCCCCAUCAUCUCUUGGUGCAGGCCUAAGCUGCCUUUUAGCUCUCAUUUGUGAUUCGAUUUCCCCUCUGAAAAUGCAGGCCACUUUUCAGACAGAAAAAGUGUUUCUCUGCUCACUCUAUCUGCACAGUGCCGCAAGUUCUCUAGGUCUCUCUGAACUUCGGUGCUCUACAUAUCACCUGAGCCUUUACUGUAACUUGUACAAACUUCGCCAAGCAUCCAGAUCAGAUCUCUGUGCUAGCGAAUGAUUAUCUGUUGUCUUUUUUAAUGAUCGGUGUGGGUCAUAAAAUGUAUGUAAAGUUAACUCCAUACCUGCAGUAUUCAUGCUUGUGUAUCUUUGCUGUUUGCAAUGUAUCAUACUCCUGUCACUUUUUUAACAGUGUGAAAUGGUGCAUUUGGAACUGACGUUGAUUCAGACCUCACUUUUUAUUAAUCUCCUGUUCAUUUUCAUGUCACCAUAACUUUACUAUCUGCAUGUACAGUUGGUUUUCGUUGGAUUCUCACCAAUUCCUUUAGAGACUGUGCAGCUAUGGCUGAUUUUAUUCAUAGCCUACUCCAGAUUUCAUGUAGUGUUUAGUAGAAAUGGUGUGAGAAAAAUGGUGCAGAUAUUUUGCAAGGCAGCAAAUAAAGCAGGGAGCAUGCUGGUCCUCUAGGUUUUAUACCCUUAGACGUGCAGAAAGAGUACUUGUUUUGGAGCACGAACUGUGGACACUGAAGACACUGCAAACUGUUUAAAAAAAAAGGACUUUGAUAUCCAUUCAUUCAUGAGGAAGCUAUUACAUAAGUCACUGAUGAAAAUUCACUCACUCCAUAGCUAGAAGUCACCGGAGUAAAGCAGAGGUAUCUAAGGAUUUAAACCUAUAACCAAACUACUGUAAGGUAUUCUAGUUAUACCAUGAGCAAUUAGCAGAUAUUGUGCAAUAUUGUUAAUUAGGGCUAUAGAUUAUGAUUACAAUCUUUUCUAUCAGUGAGCACAAAUGUUGCUGGCCAAAAGUCAGAUCUAGAGGCACAUUUGGGUUUUCACUAUAAAAGUCAGAUCACCAAGCACUUAAUUAAUUAAUUACUGAGCAGCCAUGAAUUCAGUGAUUGUACAGUAGGAGAAGUGUCACAUGUUAUAAAAAUCAUUUAUGUGACUGAGUGAACCAGUGGGGUUGGAAACCUAGCUGAGUUUCCUGUAGUCUUUCCUUCAGUACCUAUGCUCUCUUAAUUUGAUCUUGAAUUACACAUUAGUAUUAUAUAUUGUGACAAUUUAUCAUGAGUAUGAUCUAUAGACAAUCAUUAUUUGUAUUUCAGUAUUACAGAAUCUACAGAUUAUUGAUUCUCUUAUGCCACUUUUGUUGUAAUACACACGUGUGCACACAUACAUACAGCACAUACAUACAUACAGCACAUACAUGCAUACAGCACAUACAUACAUACAUACAUACAUACAUACAUACACACAUACAUAUACACCCACAUCCACACCCAUGUGUGCAAAACAAUACUUUCAAUCAUCUCUUCAUGUUGCUUACUAUCAAUCUGAGCUGCAAUAUUUUCAGGGCCAUUAGAUUCUGUGCUUUUUUGUAUGAACGAGGCUGGUUACAUGCUCCUCAAAACUGCACCUAAAGAUGCCACAGUAGAGACCACACACUGUCACCACUCUUUCUCAUUUUCUUUUUUUUUUUUCUUCUUUUUUUUUCCUUUCCAAAGACCUCCAUAUGUAUUUGAUUACAUACUGAAGCCCAUUUUACUCAUGCACUUUUAUGUGGGAAUACAUUGCCAAUUAGUCAGGAAAUGAAUAUUUAAUCUGGAAAAUACAUUUUCUGGGUAAUUAUUAAGAUUAAUUAUAAAUUAAGUUUAAUAUAUUAAUUUUAAAGGCAUCACCUUAAAAAAAACAGUUAUCACACAACACAGGGAAGCAGCAACAGAAAGAAAAUCCGAUCAAUGAAAAAAAUUGACAUUUUGCAAAAUAUACAAUUUUUAUAGUAACCUUUAACUGAUCAUCCAGACCUGUGCAUUCAAAACCAUUGUUGUAUUUUGUCUCUAUAGUUUGUGUUGUAAGUCAGUGAGACUUUUUAUUUUGUGUAACUGAAUGUUAGACCUCCCAUGACCCAUUUUUUUAUAAAGCCUAGAAAGUGCUUUUAACUGCUUGUCAUUUGUGCACUUGGAAAAUAAGCAGAUUUUGGAAGCACAACUGCAUCUGUUGUACAUGUCAAAAUAUGCUGAGUGUAAAUCUGGCAUAGACCUUUGCCCACAAAACAUUUUCAUUUGGCACCUAAUUUGGGUAUUCUUUUCCUGAGAUGCUGCCCAAAAACAAGACUGUUUGGAAUUACAUUACAGGUACUAUGACUAUGUAUAUGAACAUCAUAGCCUUGGUUAUGAUGUAUGGCAAAGGCUUAAAGCUAUGUUCUUCAUAGUUGUAGUGAAAAGAACGUAUGAGCGCUGAGCUGACAGUGUUUGUAUACAACUAAUCAAGUAGUGCUUACAAAAUAGUUGCUCCCUGUGUGUGUGUUGUGUGAAAGAUUCUCAUUUUAGUAAACACAUGGAAAUGCACCUGCCAGAGAGAUUAUUAUAAAAGUGGACUGAAUGAGAAGCCUAGUUACACUUAAGGGAGUAAACUGCCAACAACAUAUGGUAUUUGAGGCCUAUUUUAUUAAUUGUUAGUGUGGUGUUGUGCUUGUUGUAAAUAUGUGUCUCUUCAAUUGUCCUUUUUCCUCUGGGGGGUGGGGGUGGGGGUAUUUGAGGCAAGGGCUUGGGUUCACCUACAAAAGAAAAGUGAGAAACAUAGAGUAUUUUGUUAUUGUCCAAUCCAAGGGUGAUUACAAUAUGUAUAUAUCUAUAUUGUAUAUAUGUGCGUUGGCUUUUUGUGUGACACUACCUUUUUCCUGUACAAUGAUUGAACAUUGUGUUAAUGUUUAUGUAUUUUAAUCUUUGUUUUCUGUUUGCUUUGUCUGUCAUUGCUUGUAUUUUUUCCCCUUUGUUAUUGCACGAUUUCUUACUUUUGCUGUCCAACAAAAUGACACAGCUACUCCUUGUAUCGGUUUAGUGCUGUAACAUAACUCCAUGUAAAAUGUCAUUAGGAUUGUCAGUACAACCCCCCUGACCCCCAGAUAUGCAUGAAUGGAAUUUAAAGAAAUAAAGUAUGUUAACUUCACUGUGGAA
Molecule: messenger RNA, 5881 nt
Organism: Tachysurus vachellii
Lineage: Eukaryota; Metazoa; Chordata; Actinopteri; Siluriformes; Bagridae
Gene: foxj3
Product: forkhead box J3
Exons: 12
Coding region: 370-2226 (618 amino acids)
Biological process (GO): regulation of transcription by RNA polymerase II
Cellular component (GO): nucleus
Molecular function (GO): DNA-binding transcription factor activity, RNA polymerase II-specific; RNA polymerase II cis-regulatory region sequence-specific DNA binding
Source: RefSeq, a predicted model, not a curated record